AUCCAGGUCGCACCAUCCGGUUUCCCCCUCACGAAGCUUGCAACUAUCUGACUUCAGCCGACGUCCGUAACGCACACGCUUCUUCUUCAACGAACCCCACCAUGUCUGGAAGAGGAAAAACCGGCGCCAAGGUCCGCGCCAAGGCGAAGACCCGCUCCUCCCGUGCCGGGCUGCAGUUCCCCGUGGGCCGCGUCCACAGGCUGCUGCGCAAGGGCAACUACGCGGAGCGCGUCGGAGCCGGAGCCCCGGUGUACCUGGCGGCCGUGCUGGAGUACCUGACCGCUGAGAUCCUGGAGCUGGCCGGAAACGCGGCCAGGGACAACAAGAAGACCCGCAUCAUCCCCCGUCACCUGCAGCUGGCUGUCCGCAACGACGAGGAGCUGAACAAGCUGCUGGGAGGCGUCACCAUCGCCCAGGGGGGAGUGCUGCCCAACAUCCAGGCCGUGCUGCUGCCCAAGAAGACCGGCCAGGCGGCGCCCGGCGCCGGCAAGGCGUCCAAGAAGGCCUCCUCGCAGUCGCAGGAGUACUAGCUCCGGCUGCAGACUCACACCACAACGGCCCUUUUAAGGGCCACCCCCCCCUCCUGAGAGCAACUUUCCUGUCUUUUGCUUGUGAAAUGUUUUUAUUUAAUAAACGCAGGUUUUUGUA
Cololabis saira (Pacific saury) is the source of this 648-nucleotide messenger RNA. RefSeq names its product histone H2AX. The transcript has a single exon. Bases 102 to 530 code for a protein of 142 amino acids. NCBI's taxonomy places the organism in Eukaryota, Metazoa, Chordata, Actinopteri, Beloniformes, Belonidae. The record is from RefSeq and is a predicted model, not a curated record. Gene Ontology annotation, molecular function: DNA binding; protein heterodimerization activity; structural constituent of chromatin. Gene Ontology annotation, cellular component: nucleosome.